Scutellospora calospora is the source of this 153-nucleotide messenger RNA. Lineage: Eukaryota; Fungi; Glomeromycota; Glomeromycetes; Diversisporales; Gigasporaceae. The record is from the annotation of a GenBank genome assembly.
UAGAAUUGAUAGUUCUGAAUAUUUUACUAGUGAUGAAAGUAUUAGUGAAUUUGAUAAAAAAAGAAAAAAAGCAAAGGUUAAAAAAUCAGUUGGUAGACCUGAAGACCCUGUAAAUAAAGAGUAUAUUAAACUUGGAGUAUAUGAUAAAUAUGA